Molecule: messenger RNA, 936 nt
Organism: Naumovozyma dairenensis CBS 421
Lineage: Eukaryota; Fungi; Ascomycota; Saccharomycetes; Saccharomycetales; Saccharomycetaceae
Gene: SPC42
Product: Spc42p
Exons: 1
Coding region: 1-936 (311 amino acids)
Source: RefSeq, a predicted model, not a curated record
AUGUUUAGAGAUCAGGGCCGCAACGUCUCUCCAACUCCAAGACGAUACCAUUAUACCUCAGGCGACAAUGCUCAUUAUUAUAAUUAUCCCAACGUAACCAAGGAAGAUAUUAAUGGUGACAAGCUGCUCCCCAAAGAAGCAAAAUUAUCUACAAGGGCAAUCGAUGAAUUGAUUGAACAAAAUAGGCAGUUAAGAAGAGAUUUGCUUGGUAGAGAUGAAGAAAAUGAAAAACUCCGAAUUUUAAAUACUUCUUUGAAAAAUAAAUUAAUUAAAUAUACUGAUUUAAAUAAGAUCCUUCAAGAUGAAAAAACAGAUUUGGAGUUUGAUAAUUCCAAUCUUAGAAAAAGAAAUGAUCGAUUAAGAACUACUAUCAAAAAAUUGUCUCUUUCCACGAACAUUUUAGCCGAUGAUGCUGACUUUGAUGUUGAGAAUGAUGCUAGUGCUCAAUUAGAAAGUAAAGAUGAUAAUUGUAUUCAGAUACCAAAACGGAAACAUGUCAAUGUUUCGUCGACUUUAUCUCGGAACGAAGACAUGCAUAAAAGUAAGAACUCAUCUGAAAUAUUAAAUGAAAAAUUAGAUAAAUUAAUUGAAUACUUAUCUCAGGUGAAAAAAGAGACUGGCAACAAGGAUACUUCCUCUCACUUAGCAGUACAGCCAAAUUUGGAACACAUCAAUCCAACGGAGAAAAUUCUCACUACAGAUCCUGUAAUACAAGAAAGUUUGGAAAUUCGAGAAUUAGAGGAAAAGGUUGAACAAGCGAAGAAGAAAACAUUACUGAAGCAAGAAAAUGAACUACGUAAGCUUUCAUUGAGCAAUGAAUUGAUGGAUCUACUGACCAAAUUAUCCGUUGAAGAACAUGGAGAAUUUGACGUUCCAAAGCCCCAGAACAACAAAAAAUAUUACCCGAAAUGCGAGGAAGGCCAUUUAAAUAGAUAG